UUUCCUUCCAGCGUACAUCUUGUCCAUUUAAAAGCAGUAAUUUCCGAGGAUAGUGUGAACGCAGCACUUCUUUCACCGGGUGUACUGUCGUUCGAAAGUCGUCAUUCAUCCAAUUCCAGGCGGAAACAACCCAAACCAAGGAGCAUCAAUGGACGUUUCUCAUGAAAUCAAUCUGCUGGUGGAGGAGAUUCAGCGGCUUGGCAGUAAAAAUGCCAGUGGGCAGACCAGUGUGAAGUUCGGGGUGUUAUUCAAUGACGACCGCUGUGCCAACAUCUUCGAGGCCCUGGUGGGAACCCUGAAGGCCGCCAAGAAGAGGAAAGUGAUAGCUUUCCAGAGCGAGCUGCUUCUGCAGGGCGUCCACGACGACGUGGACAUCGUCCUGCUCCAGGAAUGAGAGCUGGGAUGGGAUUCCUUCAGGAGCAGCGGGUCAGACACAGUUCGUCUUAGAUCUGGAGCUCCUGCAGUUCACCAGCUGCUCUCUCAGUUCAUGGGAUUCUUUCUGAAUUUGCAAAACAAAGUGGGAUGAUUUGGUUUUUGUGUAUGAAUAUUUAUAGAUUUUGUGAGCUCAAGUGUUUUGAUCUUUUCUGGAAGGGCUAACCGUUUCUGAACCUGAAAAACCAAACCCUCCUGAAGACUUUUCUAUAUUAUUCAGUCAGAAAAAUAUGUAAAUUGAUGAAUUUAAUCUAAUUCUUUGCAGAAUUUACCAUAAACUAAGUGCUACCUCACACUUGAACAAGUUUUUAUUUUUUUGCUGUUCAGUGUGCUCCUCUCUACGAUUCAAACCUUUAAAAAAAGCCAUUUUGGUGACCUACCUGCAGCCUCCUCCUGACUCCACCUGAAUGCUACUCCAAAGUUUUUAAGUUGAGUUAUCAAACAUAAAUACAUUUACUUAAUGGCAAAUCCUAGACACAAGUUCUUCUGGUUAAAAUGGAACCACUACUACCAAUCAUAAACUUAGUUAAAGUUAGCUUUGGCUAGUUUUAAUGCUAAGCUAGCAUUAUGCUAAUUUUAGCAUGCUAAUGUUGCUGCUUGAAGGUCUACAGAGACUUAACAAAGUUGUAAAUCUGAAAGAAAAAAAAAAUGCAACUUUCAAAAAAGUAGUACAACACAUUUUCCCAUAGCUUUUCCAAGUUAUCAAUUUUUUUUAAUUGGAUUUUUUUUUUUUUUAGACUUUUAUCCUCUUGUGUUUAGCAUUUUUUCAUGUAGUUAAAAUCAUAGCCGCUAGAAAACAACUUGAAUAUUGCCUUAAAUGUUAAAUAGAAGUUUCUAGAAUUUGUAGAAAAAGUGAAGAUAAUUCAGCUAAAUGGUUCAUCGCAGCGUCAAAAGCAAAACAUCAUUUGAUCAUUUUAGAUUAGCACUACGCUAAAUGUGUGAUAAUGAAGUAAACAAAUGAACAUAGUAUUUAUUGUUUACUUUGGUACAUAAAAAGUUGGGUUUGUAGUUCGGUGACGAGCGUACACAGAAUCCUGAUGCCUUCAUGUAUUCAUUCUUGUGCCUUGUUGCUUGCAUGGCUUUUUAAGGACAGCACCAAUUGGUAGACGGCAGUAUUAGUUCUUUUACUUUUGGAUUGAACCAAUAAAACAAAGUAACAUCCAAACCGAACUAAUAGCUUGCUAGCUUAAGUCAAAACCAUUAGCAUGCAGUGUUAAACUCCAGUGAACGAUCAAGACGAAAUGAUUUAUUUUCAUUCCACUCUAAUGUUUUCUCAGAUUAAGUCAUUGACAUUAUCAAUUUCCUUUUUUUUUACAUAACAAUGUUGUUGUCAUAGACCACAACAAAUAUGAUCAGGACCUGUAACCUUGCGUACAACGUUCCACAUUUCAACGACCCUUUCUCUUCAGUGUUAGUUGGUUUGGUAUAUUUUUUUCAGUCAUUAUAUUUCUAUAAAAGAAAAUACUUGUAAAAACUAAAUAAAAUUAUACAUUUUUUUUUUAAAGAAUGAAAAUUACAUCAAGAUCCUCUCAAAUUGGUGUCGUGGGUCGAUGUAGCAUGCUAACAUAUAGGUUACAGUUUGAUGAAAGUUAACCUUUUGAAUGUUUUGGGGUCGGAUUUUAUCAAGUAUAACUUUGGUAAACUGGUUUAAUAUAAAAAUAAAUACAUUAGUUGAAAACAGGGAAUUUGAGGUGUUUUUAUUAUUAUAAACAAUUGGAUGUAUCCUUAAACUAUCUUUUUAUUAACCCUCGUGCUAUCCUAGGUAUGGUGACGUUGGGGUCAUCUGGACCCACAAGACAGCUCACUUUUUUUCAUUGAAUUUUGAUUUUGACUGGUGUCUCUGGCGGAGAUCAAAUCCUGUCCACCUUCAUCCAUAUUUGUCAUGGAUAACAAAUAGAUGUAAGGCCAGGGUCAUCUGGACCCUACAUGAUUGCACAAGGGUUAAGGUGUGAAAACCAAUUUGCCUGUUUAGUUUUUUUGGACCAAGCUGUUGUGCGUGAAGUUUUGGUGUCUCAGGAAUUUCUCAGGCACACAUACAAACACUGGUGUAAACCUAGGGUCUCUUUUGGGGUAAGAAAAAACAAAAGAAGAUUUCAGAUAAAUAAAUUCUAGUUUCUACAUCGAAUUGGUUUAUUUUCAUUGUUUCUAUUCUUGAAUUGUUUUUGCAUUUUUUUUCUGGUGGUGGAAGUGAGAGAGUUGAGGAAUACCCUUUCAAUCAAACCAAUAUGACAGGUGACCUUUGACCCUACAGCUGUGACUGUUGGGUCAAAGGGUCAUAUUAGUUUGAUGGAAAGGAUAUUCAUUACCUCUCUGGAGAGGAGAACUUUUGACUUGGGAUUAUUUGUGUGUUUUAAUGUCAUUUAAAUGCUUUUUUGUAUCAAAGAAAAACAACUUACAAUGAGGUCUACCAAAGGUUUCCUAAGUUCUUUCUCAUCUCACCAUUCUGAUGGAGAAGUGCAGCUGUGGGUCACCAUCAGUACCACCCAACGAUUGUCCCAUUUGUUGUUUUUAAUGAACCGUUCUACUGUCACUCGUGGACUUAAACAGAAAUAUAUUUGUGCUCUUUGAAAGCCAAACUGCUCCUUCAUUGACUGUAAAGGGGGAGUGCCUUUCCUUAAGCACUUGGAGCUGUUUUUUUUUUUUUUUUACAUGUCACAACUUGCAGAAACCCUUUUUACUCAAGCUUUAUACGUGAUUCUAAAAAUCUCUUCAAAUUUCCUUCCUGGUUUAAACUCUUUCAGAACAAGCAGAGAAUGUAUUUUUUUGUGCACUUUUUAUCUGUGUGUGAUUACAGAAAAACUGGUGCAGAAUUUGUGAUGAUUCUCAGGACAAAAUUUGCACAACCAAAAAUAUCUUUGAUCUGGUAAAUGUGUUUACAGGGAUGUAUGGUAAAUAAAAAAUCAAAGAGAAUGUGUGACCAAUUUGUGUAAUUCUUCUCCAAAAAAGGUUUUUUGUUAGGAAAUGAAUCCUGUUCAUUUUCUGUGCUUUGUGUUAUUUUCUUAUUCAAAAGUCUAAUAAAAUAUGAUUGGACAAUUAUUAAUACUUUGAAAA
Molecule: messenger RNA, 3483 nt
Organism: Oryzias melastigma (Indian medaka)
Lineage: Eukaryota; Metazoa; Chordata; Actinopteri; Beloniformes; Adrianichthyidae
Gene: abracl
Product: ABRA C-terminal like
Exons: 3
Coding region: 149-394 (81 amino acids)
Biological process (GO): regulation of actin filament-based process
Source: RefSeq, a predicted model, not a curated record